UCAAUCUUGUACCCAGAACAGUGACUGUACAACACUGGAGCCUCUGGCCAGUUGCAGCGGUGGCGUCUGUUCCUGUCCGCCAGCGUACAGUGUUUCAGGAACGCAGUGCAUAAUGGUGCCAGUGGGGUUGGGUGGCACCUGUGUUGUGAAUGCCCAGUGCCAAGCAAAUACCAUGAACUCUACAUGUAAUCCAAGCAACAUGACAUGUGUGUGUCAGCCUCACUUCAACGUCAACGCUUCGGGGAAUGGCUGCCUAUUUGAUUACGCAGGUUAUGGCUUCACCUCAUACAAUGGUCGCUAUGUGUACCACUUAGUGGGCGGUCCGACACCUUCCACCUGGAACUAUGCAUUCGUCUUCUGCACGUGGAUCAUGUCCAGGAUGUUCAUACCUCGUAAUUCCGCUGAAUGGGACUGGAUGGAACAGACGACAAGAACCUUCUUAGACACAUACGUUUACUUCCCUAUCAAUGACAAGUCUAAUGAGGGCAACCCAGUGUGGAACAAUGGCACAAGUGAGGGGAAAAAUGGGGUGAUGAGUGAACGUAUUGGUUUAUUAUAAGGGGGUGAUGUUUACUGUAUGAGAGAUACAUGCUGGCUAUCGUUAGAAUAAUGUGCGCUAUUUUAGUGUGUGUGUGUGUGUGUGUGCUCCCCUAUUUGUAGUUGAAGGGGUUGAUUCUCAGCUCAUCACCCUGCCUCUUAACUUUCUACUCUUCAGACUUACUCCCUCUUAGCCUCGUGGGCCCUAUCGUACCUGUUCUUACAACUAAUGUGUGUGGGUGUGUAUUCCACCUCUCAACUUGCCACUUGCCAAAUUCAGAACUGGAAUAAUAUUUGUAGGUCUCUGGGCUACAGGUACUGUGAGGGGCCCCGGGCCUUACAGGUACUGUGAG
Messenger RNA from Cherax quadricarinatus, 890 nucleotides. NCBI's taxonomy places the organism in Eukaryota, Metazoa, Arthropoda, Malacostraca, Decapoda, Parastacidae. The record is from RefSeq and is a predicted model, not a curated record.